Messenger RNA from Lasiodiplodia theobromae, 1404 nucleotides. Its product is annotated as Pantothenate. Gene Ontology annotation, cellular component: membrane. Lineage: Eukaryota; Fungi; Ascomycota; Dothideomycetes; Botryosphaeriales; Botryosphaeriaceae. The transcript is spliced from 8 exons. Bases 1 to 1404 code for a protein of 467 amino acids. The record is from RefSeq and is a predicted model, not a curated record. Gene Ontology annotation, biological process: transmembrane transport. Gene Ontology annotation, molecular function: transmembrane transporter activity.
AUGGCAGUCACGUCGCCAAAAGCUGAGGAUACCAUCAUCACUGUGGCGCCGCAGCAGCAAUCCUCCAGCGAUGCUGGUGAGGACCACUUAUCGAUCACUGAUGCUCCAAAGAGCCACACAUCAAACCUCGCCCGCAAAAUUUGGGGCGACGACGCACGGGAGCGAAAGUACCUUCGCAAAGUUGAUGGGAUCUUUUUUUCCUACGUUCUGCUGGGCUAUUUCAUCAAAUAUCUAGACCAGGAGAAUUACAGCAAUGCAUUUGUCAGCGGGAUGAAAGAGGACCUUGAGCUCUACGGUAAUGAGAGAAAUCUCCUAAACACGUUCUUCAAUAUCGGCAUCAUCAUCGGCACCGUACCAAGCCAAAUGAUUCAGCUGAAGUAUGUCCGGCCGUCGAUCUGGAUCCCUUCCUGCGAGCUAGCCUGGUCCAUCCUUGUAAUGCUCAUGGCUAGUGCAAAGAACAUCGAGACCAUCUAUGCUCUCCGCUUCUUCGUUGGUCUCCUGGAGUCGUGCGCCUUCCCCGGUUAUGCCGCUAUCCUGGGCAGCUGGUACGGUCCGUCCCAACUGGCGAAGCGCAUGGCGCUGUUUGAGCAGAGCAGUGGCAUCGCCGGAAUGUUCAGUGGCUACCUACAGGCUGGUCUGUACACGGGCCUAAACGGUACCGCUGGGCUGGCUGGCUGGAGAUGGCUUUUCAUCUUCGAUGGAAUCAUCUCCAUUCCCAUUGCUAUCUGGGGUUUCUUUGCGAUUCCGGAUCUCCCGAAUAAUACACGCGCAUUCUACCUGAACGCUGAUGAUCGUGCCUACGGCAUCCAGCGUAUGGAGAAGAUCGGCCGCAAACCUCCUAAAACGCUUACAUGGAAAGCCAUCAAAGAGGUCUAUACGGGAUGGCAAAUCUGGGCGUUUAUCAUACCAUACCUAAUGGUAGCCGAAGCGUACAUGGGACGCAACUUCUUCAACCUCUACUUGAAAGACCGAGGAUACUCCGUCGUGCAGACUAAUAUUCUUCCCACUGCAGGCAACGCUGUCAGCAUUGUUGCGGCUUUCAUCUUUGGCUGGCUAUCGGAUGCGUCUGUAUCGCGCUUGCUUGUGGUUAACAUCGUGCAGGCGAUCGUGCUCGUAUCCAACAUUAUAAUGGUCGUGUGGCACGUACCAGAGACAGCUCUCAUGGCGGCAUUUUACCUCGCCUACGUAGGUAGUGCAGCGCAGCCCGUUGUCAUUUCUUGGGGUCAUGAGAUCACGCAGCAUAACGCCAAUCUGCGUCAGUUGCUUGUUGCAACAGGUAACAUCUUCACGUACGCAUUCGGUGCUUGGGUUCCCGGAGGCGCCAUCCCGAAAGAUAUCGUAAAGCCGAAGACGAACCUGACCAGUCAGAUGAGCAAGUUCAGGGAAGCUCGACGUAACCUUUAG